GUGGUGCAAACAUAUGUGCAACCAGUAUGAAAAAAUGAACAAACCUGUUUUUUUUAUAUCUAGCUGUGACUUUGGAAUUCAAGGUCAUCAAACAGUAUCAAACUGAGCUUAUUGCACUUGAGGUGAAUAAAUCGUUUGUUGAUCAUUCAGGUGUGCACAUUGAACUAAAAAUAACUUCCUUACAUAUUUUGGAUAAAAUGACUACUUCAUCAACAACACUGUUGAAUGCAAAAAGAAUCACGCAAGUCAGAAAUAUACGACACGGCAGUAUGAUAGACAUAGACGCCGAUAUGUUUCUCAAGAUAUCCAACUAUGAGGACACCGUCAAACAACUAGAUAUCUAUUAUGGAAUCGUUAAGAGACAAUUACUGCGCUAUCAGAGCUGCAUAACUGGCUUGUUUCCAAAAAUUUCAAGUGAUCGGAACGUCGGCAGUGUGCGCGAAAGUAUAUAUUGUGCGGCUGCAAUAUGGAGUCUGUAUCAAGCAUAUAGACGUAUAGAUGACGAUCGUGGGAAAUCAUAUGAACUGGGACAAUCUGCGAUAAAAUGCAUGCGAGGUAUUUUGGAGUGUUGGAUAAAACAAUCUUCCAGAAUAGAACUUUUUAAAAAAAAUCAAUGCGAUCGUUUUGCAUUGCACUGCAAGUUCCAUUUGGAUACCGGUGAUGAAAUUUAUAAGGAUGCUGAUUAUCAUCAUUUACAAAUUGACAUCGUAUCUUUGUAUCUGAUAUUCUUAGUACAAAUGAUUUCCUCUGGGCUACAAAUUAUAUACACACAAGAUGAAGUAGCCUUUGUGCAAAAUUUAGUAUAUUAUGUCGAAAGAGCAUACCGUACACCAGAUUACGGUAUGUGGGAACGUGGGAGUCGAUAUAAUGAUGGAACGCCCGAAAUUCACGCCAGCUCUAUUGGAAUGGCUAAAAGUGCGUUGGAAGCGAUUAAUGGCUGUAACUUAUUCGGCGAAAAAGGUGCAUCUUGGUCUGUGAUAUAUGUUGAUAUUGACGCACACAAUCGUAAUCGUAGCAUUUUUGAAACAAUGCUUCCAAGAGAAUCCAGCUCGAAAAGUGUGGAUGUGGCUUUGUUACCAACAAUAUCUUUCCCUGCCUUUGCAACUCAUGAGGAGGUACUAUACAACGAAACGAAAGCAAACAUUGUUCGUAGAUUAAAAGGCAAUUAUGGUUUUAAACGAUUUGGAAGAGAUGGUUAUAAAACGGUGCUGGAGGAUAAACUUCGACGAUAUUAUAAAUCAGGAGAAAUCAAGGAUUUCGACAAUAUCGAAUGUGAAUGGCCGUUGUUUUACAUCUUCAUGAUAAUAGAUGGUGUAUUCAAGAGUCUAUCGGAACAAGUGGAAGAAUAUCAAAAUUUAUUGAAAGCGAGAGUACACAAGGAUUUGAAUGGAGAUCCGAUAAUUCCCAUGUGCUAUUAUGUACCUGUGGAAAAUUUAGAAACUGAACGAAACGAACCAUGUAGCACUUAUCGGCUACCCAGCGAGGAAGGAAGAAGCCCUAAGUCUGUGGAUCAACAAGUUACGCCGAUAUACCUAUGGAAUCAAGCUAUGUUCGUAAUUGCACAAUUACUCACUGCUGGUCUUCUGCACAUCAACGAAUUAGAUCCAAUUCGUCGAUAUCUUCCAUCCUAUAAUCGACCGCGACGAGCAGGAAGAUAUUCUGCUUUUCAGGCAAAACCCAGUAUUCAGGGCACUCAUACCGACCUAGUAGUACAAAUCGUUCUAAUCGCAGAAUCUAUGCGAUUACAAGCUAUGAUGGCCACAUAUGGCAUUCAAACGCAAACACCGCAUGAAGUCGAACCUGUUCAAAUUCUGUCAUCUACUCAGCUUGUGAAGGUUUAUCAAAAGCUAGGAGUGAACAAGAAGUUGAAUCUCCAAGGACGACCCGCGCGGCCUAUAGGAUCUUUAGGUACAAGUAAGGUGUAUAGAGUCUGUGGUAUGACAGUACUCUGUUAUCCUCUGAUUUUUGAGGUAUCCGAAUUUUAUUUAUACAGAGACAUGGCUCUAUUAAUCGACGACAUCAAAACGGAAUUGCAAUUCGUUGGCAAGUAUUGGCGUCUUUCUGGUCGACCCACUGUAUGUCUUUUGAUUCGAGAAGAGCACAUGCGAGAUCCACAAUUUAAAAAAAUGCUGGACCUCUUCGCGAUGUUGAAGAAAGGCUAUUGUGAUAAAACAAAAGUUCGCAUCGGUCGGUUGCAAAAUCUGAUCUCAUCUUCAUGCAUUGAGCACUUGGAUUUUGUAAAUAUUAUGGAAACGGAUUUGGAUUUGACACAGUUUACACAAUUGCAGCAUGAUUAUAUUGGAUAUCAGAGUCUCACGGAUGUACCAAAGGCCAUCGCUUAUUCCGAAAGCGUUAAGGAUUAUUCUUAUAUGUUAAAUGAAUCUCUUAGCAACAUAUUAAACGAACUUCGCAAUAGCAUUGGCUUGUAUGCCAAAUGUCAAUUAUAUAGUAUUCUGAUAAAACGAGAAGGAAUUAAUUACGAAAUCAAUGGAGUGACAGUUCGCGAUAAUUUGAGAUCAUUAUAUCAACAAGCUGGAUCUUUAAGGUUCUGGAUAGCUGUUCGUUAUUGCAGCAGUCUGUUGAAUCAUACAGUAGAUAGUAUCAGUCCUUUUAUCACAGGUGUAUUAGUCAAAGGAAAACAGAUUGCAGUGGGAGUAAUUGGGCAAGAGGAAACAGUAUUUGACAAACCUAUGACGCCAGCGGAAAUACAGUCGGUAAUGUAUUCGACAAUACAGCCGCACAACGUGGUGCAAGCUGUGCUUCAACAAGAGAUCCUAUUGUAUUGCGGUAGACUUAUUGGUACUAAUCCAGAAAUGUUCAAAGGCAUAUUAAAAAUACGCAUUGGAUGGGUCUUGGAGGCAAUGAAGCUUUACUUGCAAAUGUUCGUAAAAGAUGACAAGCCGAUUGAGAAUUACAGUCCUUAUGAAAUCCGACAGUUUCUUAUUAAAGUAUUGACAGUAAGAGAAUGGGCUCGUGAAGAAAAUCUGACGGUGCUUGGUCGUCGAAAAAUCGAAGGUUGCUUGUGCAGAGUGCCGGCACACUUUUACAAUCAAGUAUGGGAAGUAUUGAUGCGCUGUCCUGGAGGUAUCAUGGUGAACGGACAAGAACUUCCUCAGCAGGCUACAUUAUCCAGCAUGACUCGUUCUGAACUCACAUUUGCUCUACUCGUAGAAUCCUUGUUGCAUAAUAUACAGCUCCCAGAAUAUCGUCAAAUCAUAGUCGAACUCUUGAGUAUCAUGUCGACUAUUUUGCUUCGAAAUCCAGAAUUAAGUUUUCAGAAGCAGCUAAAUCUCAAUCAGCUCGUGGAAGACAGUUUUAUCAUGUACUGUAAGGAUCAUAAUUUAUCGAAUGUAAUUGACAAGUCGUCAUUCUUCUCCGCGCAUUAUUCGGUGACCACGGGAUAUCUUGCUAGAGCUAUAGUCAACAACGUUCUUACUGGUGGAUGCGUGACGACUAUUGUGUAUCCUACUGAUGUCAUUGAAUCGCCCCGAGAAAUGUGUAAAAUUACAUAACAUGAAUCGAUUAUCGUUGAGACUAGACUUAAGAUAUUAUUAUUUAAUGUUGAUAAGAAUUGUAUAUAGAUGUAUGUAAUAUAUCUCGCCAUGUAUAUAGAUAUAAAUAAAUAUAUAUUACCAUGUUCAGAUAAAGCGACGAUA
Molecule: messenger RNA, 3656 nt
Organism: Solenopsis invicta (red fire ant)
Lineage: Eukaryota; Metazoa; Arthropoda; Insecta; Hymenoptera; Formicidae
Product: probable phosphorylase b kinase regulatory subunit beta
Exons: 19
Coding region: 198-3512 (1104 amino acids)
Biological process (GO): glycogen metabolic process
Cellular component (GO): phosphorylase kinase complex
Molecular function (GO): calmodulin binding
Source: RefSeq, a predicted model, not a curated record